Molecule: messenger RNA, 1185 nt
Organism: Pseudomyrmex gracilis
Lineage: Eukaryota; Metazoa; Arthropoda; Insecta; Hymenoptera; Formicidae
Product: odorant receptor Or2-like
Exons: 6
Coding region: 1-1185 (394 amino acids)
Biological process (GO): detection of chemical stimulus involved in sensory perception of smell; sensory perception of smell
Cellular component (GO): plasma membrane
Molecular function (GO): odorant binding; olfactory receptor activity
Source: RefSeq, a predicted model, not a curated record
AUGUUCCAGGUAGAUUUCGAAUGGGCGACCAAGUUAAAUCGCUUGAUGCUGAGCGUUCCCGGUAUAUGGCCGAAUGUUCACGGAGAUGCGCGCGAUCGAUUCCUGUCGGACUUGCGUGCGACGUCUUCCCUUCUGCUGUUCGUUUUCAUCGGUUUGAUCCCCGCGAUACACUCGCUAAUGAUAAUCUGGGGCGACAUGAUCGCGAUCAUAGACAAUUUGCAAUUCACCCUGCCGCUAAUGAUGAUCAUAAUGAAACUGGUGACCAUAUGGUCGAAAAAAAUGGAUCUCGGGGUGCUUUUGGACAUGAUCGCCGAUGACUGGUUGAAGGUCAAGACUCACAGAGAGCUGCAGGUCAUGACGAAACGCGCGCGGGACGCGCGCGUUCUCACCGUGUUCGGAUACGUUUUCGUGUUUCUAGGAUUUGUUUUAAUCGCGUUCCCACCUUGCUUCGGAACGUCGUUGCGAUACGUAACGAACGUCACCGAUCCGAUCAGGAUCCUACCUUUGCAAACCCACUACUUCUACGACAAGGAUCGAAGUCCGUACUUCGAGCUGACGUUCACGGCGCAAGCUCUUCUGCUUCUGACGGCUUCCGCGUCCUACGUCGGCGUCGACAAUUUGCUCGGACUGCUCGUGUUUCAUCUGUGCGGUCAAAUGGAAAAUCUCAAAGAACGACUGAUCAAUAUGAGACAAUUCGAAACCUUCAACAGCGGUCUCGCGUUUAUCGUCGAGGAUCACAUACGCCUGAUUAAAUAUUUCAAUAUCGUCGAGAACACGUUCACUCUGUUGCUGCUCGGUCUGCUGCUUUACUUCGGCGCCAUAUUUUGUCUCUACGGAUUUUUGUUCGUCGCGAUACUGACCGAGGGAAAACAAAUGUCUGUGAUGCAGUUGGUGUACUUGAUACCCGUUGGAUUAAACGUCUGCGGUCACAUGUGUUUGCAUUGCGUGGUAGGUGAAAUACUGGUGGCACAGUGCGAAAGUAUAUAUCGGGCGGUGUACAAUUGCGAAUGGUACACGUUGGAACCGGAAGAAGCGAGAACGUUAAUUUUACUGAUGAUCCGAACCAAUAAGCCAUUGUACAUCACAGCCGGGAAAAUGUUUCCUAUGACGAUGUCGACGUUUUGCAACUUGAUAAAAACGUCGGGCGGCUAUAUAUCGGUUUUACUUGCCAAGCAAGACUACUAA